CGCAGGUUAUUAGUCAGACCUGACCAGGUGAGGUGACGUUCCUCAGCCUCGCCGACUGGAGGAAACCGGCGACUCUUCCCUUUUUGGAGUCAACAGGCUUCAGUCACCUCAAUUAUUAAUACCUUAAUGAUCCUGAGCGAUGGAUAAAUUAAAAUCGGUUUUAAGUGGCGAGGAGUCGCGCAGAGACGACCGGACCGUUUUACAGACUGUCAAUGAAGCCUCCUCUCUGAGCUGGGCCACACGCGUGAAGGGCUUCGUGGGCUGUUUCGUGGUGGGGGGCGUGUGCACCAUCUUGGGUAUAUGUAUGCUCUUCCUGCCCAAGAUCGGCCUCACUCUCUUCAUUGUCUUUUACACUUUUGGAAACAUAUGCACUUUAGGAAGCACCAUGUUUCUGAUGGGGCCGAUGAAGCAGUUGAAAAGGAUGUGUGAUAAAACAAGAGCACUGGCCACAACUAUUAUGAUCACCUGCCUUGUCUUGACUCUCUGUGCUGCAUUCUGGUGGAAGAACUUUGGACUUGCUUUGUUAUUUUGCAUCCUGCAAAUCUUGGCAUUUACUUGGUACAGCCUGUCGUACAUCCCGUGUGUGAGGGAGGCGAUUCUGAAGUUGGUGUCUAAAUGCAUAUGUUAGCGCCGACAGCUGGAUGGACGUGUGGGGCAGGUCUCUUACUGAAGCUGCAAAACCUUUAGGGUCUUUUUGCUUUACAGCUCCUCUGUAUUUCUUUUAUCUGAUUAAUAUUGGUUAUGUGUUGAUUAUUUCAGUUUUAAUGCAUAUUGGCACAUAUGUGUAUAAUUAUAUGUAAUAAAUACAUGUUUAAUUGUUGCAAACAAAGGACAUGGUUAUUUUUACUGAUAUGUAUUAAUGCAAUCAUAAUAUUUAAAUAAUUAAGAUAUACAUUUUUUAAGUGAUCAGUAUCAACAGAUGUCAACAGGUGUAUAUUCAUUCAUUCAUUCAUUCUGGCAAAAACUUCCAGUCAAAAUUCAACGCCUGGCAUUGGUACAGGCCUUUACCCCGGCUUGACCUACCUAAAAAUAAAAAAUCUUACUCCAUAGCUACUGUCAUUGCACACUUAUCCCAGUUACAACCAGCUUAGCUGUAUCUCCUUAUCCUGGUUUUGCAAAUAGAGAUAAUCUUUCAUAGCUCAAUUUAGUUUAAGGUGCAUUACUGAAAUUGUGUUGUGGCUGCUGGCAUGUGUACAUGUGUAGAUCUUUGUCCACGAUUCAAUGAUGAUAAAUAUAAUAAAGAUUCAAAUAACAAUA
This is a messenger RNA of Betta splendens (Siamese fighting fish), 1257 nucleotides long. It is a transcript of the gene sft2d2a, whose product is annotated as SFT2 domain containing 2a. Gene Ontology annotation, biological process: vesicle-mediated transport. Gene Ontology annotation, cellular component: membrane. NCBI's taxonomy places the organism in Eukaryota, Metazoa, Chordata, Actinopteri, Anabantiformes, Osphronemidae. The record is from RefSeq and is a predicted model, not a curated record. Bases 140 to 628 code for a protein of 162 amino acids. The transcript is spliced from 8 exons.